AGUCCGAGGCCGAAGGGCCCUGCCGCCGGGCUCCCGCAGCCGCUCCGGGGGCCCCGGGGUCCGUCCUUGGCAGAAUGGCUCUCCUGGGCCUUCUGCUGCUCCUCACGGCGGCCGGGAGCAGCGCUGGGCUGAGCACCGCGGAUCCGGAGCCGUCCUCGGUGCCUAUGCCAACCAGUGUUACAGUUAAGUCCUAUAACUUGAACCCAGUCCUGUAUUGGGAGUACCAGAACAUGACAAAGACCCCUGUUUUUACUGUGCAAGUGAAGACCUAUGAGAGUGCAGUGUGGCUUGAUGCAUGCGUUAAUACCUCUCAUCACUACUGUAAUAUUUUUCACCAAGUUGAUGAUCCAUCAAGUCCUCUGUGGACCAGAGUUAAAGCUAGGGUUGGACAAAGGGAAUCCAUGUAUGCAGAGUCAAAGGAAUUCACUUUAUGUAAGCAAGGAAAGAUUGGAGCACCUGCACUCAACGUUAGGAAGGUGGACAACAAAAUUGCUAUUAAUAUAUUUCACCCUCUAAUUGUUAUCAAUGGAGAAACGCUGGGAGCCAUGUAUGAUGAGGACAGUGCCUGCUAUGCAUUUGAGUACCAUGUGUAUAUAAGAGUGAAGGGCAGUGAGAACACAGAUAAAAAACAAGUAAGCGACCCCUGCGAUGAGACCCAGUGUGAGUUAAGUAUUCCAGUGUCCUCGCUGAACACCGAGUAUUGCAUUUCAGCAGAAGGCGUCUCAGGCAGGUGGCAGGUUACGACGGAGAAGUCUAAAGAAGUCUGUAUUGCCAUUUUCAAUCAUAGUAUAAAAGAUAUUCUUUGGAUUCCCAUUGGGGCUGCUGUCCUGCUGUUUGUAGUAGUGAUCCUGGUAUUCGCAUGCUACCGCGUUAAGAAGAUCAAUCCACUUAAGCGGACAAACAUAACGUUACCCAAGUCCUUGCUCUUUGUGGUCAGAAGCGCCACAUCAGAGACGAAACCAGACUCAAAAUACACAUCGGUUGUCACCUCCUGCCAGCCAUUGGUCCCGGAAGACGAGAAGGUGCUCUGUGAAGAGCAGCUGUCUCCAGAGGAAGGGCCGGGCCCGCACGGAGCAGACGGCCCAGGAUCAGCCGGGCACACGGGAGACCUUGCUGAAGUGGUGGCUGUGGAGGAGAUGGCUUCGGAUGUGGCCCCUGCCAGGCCCCUGACUCCACCAAACAGAGAGAAUUCUCUCCAUUCAGGUAGUGACCUGUCCGCAGCCGACAGCGUCGCCUUGAACUCGUAUCACUCCAGAAAUGCCUCUGACAGUGGCCUUGUGGGGUCAGGAAGUCUGUCAGACUCAGAGUUCCCCGCAAAUCAUAAAACUGAAAUAAAGCCGCAAGGACAAGGGGCCCUACCGCUGAGAAAUGGCCCGAGCUCCUUUGGCUACGACAAACCGCAUGUGAUGGUGGACCUGCUUGUGGGAGAGCAUCCUAAGGAGGCCUUGAUUGGUUACAGACUCACAACAGAUGCCAAAGAAUCCUCGUAAGAUCCGUGAAGACACACCAGCUCCGAAGGACCUGGCUUUCCUGGACAGUGUCUCUGCUUCGAUUUCUUGACAAAAAAAAAAAAAAAAAAAUUAUGAACUCAGAAACUGUAUCUUAGUCCUUGUUAACCAAACGGCCUGUUUGGCUUUGGAGAAAUAUGUAAGCACUUUGUUGUACACUGUCCCAUAUGGUCUGCAAACUACAGACGCUGUUUAGAAAAAUCAGCACUAUUGCUUCCAAGCCUUCCUCCCUAGAUGAGUUAGCACUAACCAUGAACGUGCUCCAGGGCCCCUGUGCCCCUGUGCCCUUGGAGGUCACGUCCCAGGGUCCUUUCUCACCGUGUGAAGAGACAGUGGGAGCUUUUGGUCUCUGUGCCUCGACAUGGGAUUUGGUUUUGUACAUGUACAUUUGUAGUAUUUUCAGAUGACUAAUUUCAGAAGAAAUCCUGAAAGCUUUUCAAAGCUGGGUUUCAAAUGCAAACUAAUAGAGGAUGUAAAGAGGAACAUGUAUAUAUUUUUAUGGAAUGUCUAGAGAUUGUUAAAUAAAAUAUUCUAAAAACUUA
Molecule: messenger RNA, 2050 nt
Organism: Lepus europaeus (European hare)
Lineage: Eukaryota; Metazoa; Chordata; Mammalia; Lagomorpha; Leporidae
Gene: IFNGR1
Product: interferon gamma receptor 1
Exons: 7
Coding region: 75-1490 (471 amino acids)
Biological process (GO): type II interferon-mediated signaling pathway
Cellular component (GO): membrane
Molecular function (GO): cytokine binding; cytokine receptor activity
Source: RefSeq, a predicted model, not a curated record